AUGGAAUCCAUAAAGGUGCUCGAUAUGUGUCCGCUUACUCCGUAUUCAAGAAAAGAACGCAUGAACUCGGCAUCCAGAUCUACGCCUACGAACGAAGAUCUGUGUACCCCUAUUGCAGGUCACGAAAAGCUUGUGUUGGGAUUGAAUCGUGUCAAGAUUUCUGAAAACACCGCAAGUAGUUAUGUUACAAAAAGCCUAGAAUUCGGGGCUAAAAGUGAGGCUAUUCUUGAAGAAAUCUCGGCUCCUGAUGAUGGCUGCAUGACACCACUGUGUGUGGGUCGGCUUCUAGAGACGUGCCCUGGUGCGCCUAUCAAGUCUGCGGCAGUCACGUCGAGGACCAUUGACGCCAGUGAGUGCAGAGAACUUGAAUUUUGAAGUACGAAAACAAAUGCAACGACAUUGGUGGUUUUAUGGUCGAUCUUGUGGAUAUAUUUAGCCUUAUUUUUUAUUGCC
Molecule: messenger RNA, 453 nt
Organism: Erigeron canadensis
Lineage: Eukaryota; Viridiplantae; Streptophyta; Magnoliopsida; Asterales; Asteraceae
Exons: 1
Coding region: 1-375 (124 amino acids)
Source: RefSeq, a predicted model, not a curated record